UGGAAGGAGUGAUGCAGAAAUGGAUCGGGAGAAGUCAAAGCGGUUUUUGAUUCACCUGGUAAAUCAGAUUCAAUUGUGUGGUGUUAGAAUUUUUUUGUAAAUAUCUCAGAAACUAAGGCUGUUCGCCUAUAAUUAAUACAGAAAAUUCAAGUAUGCCUCCGAAAAAAAGUCUUAAUACUUCAAAAACAAACAAAUCGAAAAGUGUAGAAAAUAACAGUGGAAAAGUAGAAAGAAAAGCAGGAAAUGCUGUAAAGGUUAGACACAUACUAUGUGAGAAACAAUCAAAAAUUUUAGAAGCUUUGGCAAAAUUAAAAGUUGGAGGAAAAUUUAAUGAAAUUGCUGCUACAUAUAGUGAAGAUAAAGCAAGAUCUGGGGGUGACCUAGGAUGGAUGACUAAAGGAUCGAUGAUUGGUCCAUUUCAAGAAGCUGCAUUUGCAUUGCCUAUUUCUUCUAUUACUUCUCCAAUUUAUACAGACCCCCCAAUUAAAACAAAAUUUGGUUAUCAUAUUAUAAUGGUAGAAGAUAAAAAGUAA
Messenger RNA from Eufriesea mexicana, 533 nucleotides. RefSeq names its product peptidyl-prolyl cis-trans isomerase NIMA-interacting 4. NCBI's taxonomy places the organism in Eukaryota, Metazoa, Arthropoda, Insecta, Hymenoptera, Apidae. Gene Ontology annotation, molecular function: peptidyl-prolyl cis-trans isomerase activity; DNA binding. Gene Ontology annotation, biological process: rRNA processing. The record is from RefSeq and is a predicted model, not a curated record. The transcript has 4 exons. The coding region runs from base 153 to 533 and encodes 126 amino acids.